AUGAGCGACACUCCUUUUAAAAUUUUGCGACGCCCCACGCAACCUGAACCAGAAAAUGAAGAAGAGGUUGAACCGCCUCCAACCCAAACAAAGACUUUAGAGGAAAAAGAAGCCCAUUAUGCUAGUGUUCGGCGUAGGAUAAUGGGUGAAGAUUAUAAUCCAAAUGUAAACAUUACCGAAGAGAGUAGUGUUGAAAAAUCUUCGGAAACCAAGCAGCUUGACAAAAACUCAUCGGUAACUUCUUCGGUGCCUGUGUCUGCUAAUAAGUCACCACCAAAUAAGCCUGCUGCCGUUCCGUUGAUGUCCAUUCCAACACCUGCUCUCGCAUAUAACAAGUCAUUCGAAGGCAGCAAGGAGAUUCUCGAUUUGAUGAUGUCAAGUCGUCAAAAUCAAAUGCCUUUGCUGGGGGCUCCUCAGCCGAAUCUUGGAGGAAGUGGAAGUUCGAACUUUAUUUCCAGCGCCCCAGUACGAGGCCGUCACUCUGACAGUUCACUUCAACACAGUUUUGCCUCUGCAUCAAAGAUAUAUGGUGUUACCUCCCCUGAUCUCUACAGUAAUUUCUCCCCGAUCCCUAAUUCAAAUCCUCCUCAAUUGUCCUCCAGACAGUCUUUACCUACUAUGACCCAACCGCUGGAUUCACCAGCCUUUCAGAUGACACAGCAGUAUCAGAAUUGGGGAAUGAUGUAUCCUCAGGUCCCCCAGUCUAGUGUACCGCCUUUCGUUCCAUCUGCACCAACGCAGCAGCCCCAGCAGACUUUUAUGCAAGGGGGAUAUGAUGCAAGUGGACUAAAUCUACCUCCUCGUUACCAGCACUUUCCCCCUUCUUCAGGCCAACCCCCACCCUACUAUCACCCCUCAGUUCCCACGACAACAACAAGGUAG
Molecule: messenger RNA, 882 nt
Organism: Rodentolepis nana
Lineage: Eukaryota; Metazoa; Platyhelminthes; Cestoda; Cyclophyllidea; Hymenolepididae
Source: the annotation of a GenBank genome assembly